Parascedosporium putredinis is the source of this 2211-nucleotide messenger RNA. The record is from the annotation of a GenBank genome assembly. NCBI's taxonomy places the organism in Eukaryota, Fungi, Ascomycota, Sordariomycetes, Microascales, Microascaceae.
AUGAAGAACCACCCUGCCCCUUCACGCUUCAUGUCGCUCGAGGAGCUGAGGCCCCUUAGAAGGCGUCCACGACGGCGUUCCCGCGAGCUGCGCGCCCUUGGCCUGGCGUGCCUUCUUCUCAUCUCGUAUGUACAGUGGAGAUUGUAUACGGAAACCUCUAGUAGCCGGAGCCCAGAUAUCACUGCGCACGGUCUGUUUAUUGCGAGGCUUGAGGAAGAUCUGGAGACCUGCACAAAAUUGCAUACGAAGCCGACGGACCCCAUCGGACUUGGCCGAGAGAAGAGUGCGCGCUAUGUGGACGGGAAGCCGCCGACUCUCAUCAUCAAUGCCACUGCAGAUGUCUAUCUGCAACAUGGACUGAUCAAGAGGCUCGAAGAGCGAAUCCCUCUCGACUCUCUACCCAAGGAUACCCUAGUGUACGAUGCUAAAGGCCGGCCUCUCACCACUUUCCUCCGACAUCACCCCUACGUGCGCGCCAUCGACGGAUUCCAACCCACCGAUCGCCAAAUCCAAGUCAUCAAAUCCGGCGGCGUUACCACCUCCCUCGUCCUCCCUGGCUCCAGUAACAACAUUGGCGGUGAGGCCUACGUCGUCAAGCACGCCGUCGGCGCCACAGACGGCCGCAACGAGACGAGCAUGGCGUGCGGCGAAAACUCCAAGCACGUGCACGGCAAAGCCGGGGAGCGGGGUCCCACGAGCCGUCUCGGCGAGAGUUGGGAGUUUCGGCGCGCGUUUGAACGCGCUGCGGCGCUCAUGAGGCGGCAGGAUGAGUGGUGCGCGGCGGCGCGGCUCGGCUUGGGGAACGUCGAGACCUAUCUCCCUGUCGAGUUGGAGUGGGAGGGCCUGAUUGCCGUGUUGAGAGGUCACGUACACGUCAAUACGCACUGCUACACGAUCAACGAUUUGGAGGCCUUUGUUGACCAUUCGAACGAGUUUCGGUUUCCAGUCAGGGCCUUUCACCAUGCCCAUCAAGCCUUCUUGGUUCCCGAGGCAGAAGCCUACAUCGGCUCCGAAUACGCUGGAAAGAUUCUGUACGAGCAGGGUCUGACGCCAAUUUACGUGAGCGAUAACCCAGUCAUCAACGCGCAGCACCUCAUCCUAGAGGCUGCGAAAGCACACCGCUACGGGCUCCCGUACCACGUAGCCCUCGCAUCCGUUACGACGGCGCCCGCGGAGCGCCUAGGGCUCGGUAGCCGGCUGGGAAAGGUCAAGCCUGGCUUCGACGCCGAUGUUGUGGUUUGGGACAGCGAUCCGCUUAGUCUCGGGGCUAGCCCGGUGCAAGUGUGGAUCGACGGCGUCGCCCAGUACGAAAACCCCGUGGAACUUGAGAAACCGGUUAAACGAUGCGUCAUUUCCAUUCCGGACGGCCAUCUUACCGCCGCGUUCACGGCCUUUGGCUCUGGGCUCGGCCUCAAUGAAAUCGAGUCGGAGGGCGUGACCGACAACGGCGCGGACGGCACCAUCUUUAGCCGAGGUGUCGAUGGAUUAGCCCUCAACACAACCAAGCUGCAGGUAGCCGGCCGGUAUGGAGUAACGCGCGCCAUUUCCGCGCCGAGAUUUAUCGGGCCUGGGACCCAUCAUGGGACUAGCGUUGAGUUUCUCACGGGGGCGGUGACCCAGCUCGACCAAGGCGCUGUGAUUCACCGGGAUGCCGCGGUUCACUAUACCCUGGACCUGUCCGCCAAGCGCGUGGGGAGCACGCCGUCCAUGUCGGCUGCCAUAUCCGUUCUAAGAGACAAACUACUGGACGCCGUAGAUGCGAUGGGUGAGCAGAGCUCGAACCGCUCGGAGCGAAAGUCGGAGGGUGCGUUUCUGCGCCGGGUCGUGAUUGGCGACUUGGCCCUCGCAAUCACCGCACAUAGCGCCGAUAUCAUUGCCUCUCUUCUGACGGUAAAGGCUGACGUGGAGGCGGCCAUCGCCCGGCUGGGGCGCGAUUCGAAGCUUCGCUUGACCAUUAUCGGCGGCGCCGAAGCGCACCUCAGAAGGGCCUUGACGGGCGCGCCGCUGACGGAACACACGGCGGUGGAUGUGCUGCUCCGUGCGGGCGUGACGACGGCCCUCGGUCUAGAAGAGGACUGGGUCGUGAGAGACCUCGGCGUUUUGGCCAGUGUCGCUUUCAAUAACGGCGAGGGCCGGCUCAACGAAACCGGUGCCUUCGACUUGGUGAGCCGAAACGUCUACGAGCUGUUGGGGUUGCCGGUGCCCGAUUGA